CAGCGGCGGCGGCGACUCUUGGAGGAGAUGGAGGUGUCCCAGCCGGUAGCCGCAGCUCAGGGGGAAGAGGCGUCCUGCUCUUCCUGGGGGGCCGGCAGUACCAAUACAAAUUUGCCCGUCAUGUCAGCAGAGUCUGUGGAGAUUGAUGAUGCAUUGUACAGUCGACAGAGGUACGUUCUUGGAGACACAGCAAUGCAGAAGAUGGCCAAGUCCCAUGUUUUCUUAAGCGGUAUGGGUGGUCUAGGUUUGGAAAUUGCAAAGAAUCUUGUUCUUGCAGGAAUCAAGGCACUUACCAUUCAUGAUACAGAAAAAUGUCAAGCAUGGGAUCUAGGAACCAACUUCUUUCUCUGUGAAGAUGAUGUUGUUAAUAUGAGAAACAGGGCUGAAGCUGUACUUCAUCAUAUUGCAGAACUAAAUCCAUAUGUUCAUGUCACAGCAUCUUCUGUUCCUUUAAAUGAAGCCACAGAUCUCUCUUUCUUAGAUAAAUACCAGUGUGUAAUAUUGACUGAGAUCAAACUUCCGUUGCAGAAGAAGAUCAAUAACUUUUGCCGUUCUCAUUGCCCUCCAAUUAAGUUUAUCAGUGCAGAUGUACAUGGAAUUUGGUCACGGUUAUUUUGUGAUUUUGGUGAUGAAUUUGAAGUUUCAGAUACAACAGGAGAAGAGCCAAAAGAAAUUUUCAUUUCAAAUAUAACGCAAGCUAAUCCUGGCAUUGUCACCUGCCUUGAAAAUCAUCCUCACAAACUUGAGACGGGACAGUUUUUAACAUUCCGAGAAAUUAAUGGAAUGACAGGCUUAAAUGGAUCGACACAACAAAUAACUGUGGUAUCACCAUUUUCUUUUAGCAUUGGUGAUACUACAGAACUGGAUCCCUAUUUACAUGGAGGCAUAGCUGUCCAAGUUAAGACUCCUAAAACAUUUUGCUUUGAACCAUUGGAGAGGCAGAUAAAACAUCCUAAGUGCCUUAUUGUGGAUUUUGGCAAACCUGAGGCACCUUUACAGAUUCACACAGCAAUGCUUGCCUUGGACCAGUUCCAGGAGAACUAUAGUCGCAAGCCAAAUAUUGGGUGCCAGCAAGAUUCAGAAGAGCUCUUGAAACUAGCAACAUCUAUAAGUGAAACCCUGGAAGAGAAGCCAGAAGUAAAUGCUGACAUUGUGCAUUGGCUCUCUUGGACUGCUCAAGGUUUUUUACCCCCACUUGCUGCAGCAGUAGGAGGUGUUGCUAGCCAGGAAGUAUUGAAAGCUGUAACAGGAAAGUUUUCUCCUUUGUGCCAGUGGUUAUACAUUGAAGCAGCAGAUAUUGUCGAAUUCCUAGACAAACCUGAACGUGAAGAAUUUCUCCCACGAGGAGAUAGAUAUGAUGCCCUACGAGCUUGCAUUGGAGACACUUUGUGUCAGAAGCUACAAAAGUUGAAUAUCUUCUUGGUAGGAUGUGGAGCCAUAGGCUGUGAAAUGUUAAAAAAUUUUGCUUUACUUGGUGUUGGUACGGGCAAAGAAAAAGGAAUGGUUACAGUUACAGAUCCUGACUUGAUAGAAAAAUCCAACUUGAAUAGACAGUUCCUGUUUCGUCCUCACCACAUACAGAAACCUAAAAGCUAUACUGCUGCUGACACAACCUUGAAAAUAAAUCCUCAAUUAAAGAUAGAUGCACACUUGAACAAAGUAUGUCCAGCCACAGAGGCUAUUUACAAUGAUGAGUUCUAUACUAAACAAGAUAUAAUUAUUACAGCAUUAGAUAAUGUGGAAGCCAGGAGAUAUGUAGACAGCCGUUGCUUAGCAAAUCUACGACCCCUCUUAGAUUCUGGAACAAUGGGCACUAAGGGACACACUGAAGUUAUUGUACCUCAUUUAACUGAAUCCUAUAAUAGUCACCGGGAUCCCCCAGAAGAGGAAAUACCAUUUUGUACUCUAAAGUCCUUUCCAGCUGCUAUUGAACACACCAUACAGUGGGCAAGAGAUAAGUUUGAAAGUUCCUUUUCCCAUAAGCCUUCAUUAUUUAACAAAUUUUGGCAAACCUAUCUAUCUGCAGAAGAAGUUUUACAGAAGAUACAAGCUGGACACAGUUUAGAAGGCUGUUUUCAAGUUAUUAAGUUACUUAGCAGAAGACCUAGAAAUUGGUCCCAGUGUGUAGAAUUAGCAAGAUUAAAGUUUGAAAAAUAUUUUAACCAUAAGGCUCUUCAGCUUCUUCACUGCUUUCCUCUAGACACACGAUUAAAAGAUGGCAGCUUGUUUUGGCAGUCACCAAAGAGGCCUCCAUCUCCAAUAAAGUUUGAUUUAAAUGAACCUUUGCACUUCAGUUUUCUUCUGAAUGCUGCAAAACUGUAUGCUGCAGUCUAUUGCAUUCCAUUUACAGAAGAGGACUUAUCAGCAGAUGCCCUCUUGAAUAUUCUUUCUGAAGUAAAGAUUCAAGAAUUCAAACCUUCCAACAAGGUUGUUCAAACAGAUGAGACUGCAAGGAAACCAGAGCAGGUUCCUAUUAGCAGUGAAGAUGAGAGGAAUGCUAUUUCCCAGCUAGAGAAGGCUAUUUCAUCUAAUAAAGCCACCACAAGUGACCUUCAGAUGGCGGUGCUUUCAUUUGAGAAAGAUGAUGAUCACAAUGGACACAUAGAUUUCAUCACAGCUGCAUCAAAUCUUCGUGCCAAAAUGUAUAACAUUGAACCAGCUGACCGUUUCAAAACAAAGCGCAUAGCUGGUAAAAUUAUACCUGCUAUAGCAACAUCCACUGCUGCAGUUUCUGGCCUGGUUGCAUUGGAGAUGAUCAAAGUAGCUGGCGACUGUCCGUUUGAAGCUUACAAAAAUUGUUUCCUUAAUUUAGCCAUUCCAAUUAUAGUGUUUACAGAGACAUCUGAAGUAAGAAGAACUGAAAUCAGAAAUGGAAUAUCAUUUACAAUUUGGGACAGAUGGACUGUACAUGGAAAAGAAGACUUCACCCUCUUGGAUUUCAUAAAUGCAGUCAAAGAGAAGUAUGGAAUUGAACCAACGAUGGUGGUGCAGGGAGUCAAAAUGCUUUAUGUUCCUGUAAUGCCUGGUCAUGCAAAAAGAUUGAAGUUAACGAUGCAUAAACUUGUGAAACCUUCUACUGAAAAGAAAUAUGUAGAUCUUACUGUGUCAUUUGCUCCAGACACUGACGGAGAUGAAGAUUUGCCUGGACCUCCAGUGAGAUACUACUUUAGUCAUGACACUGAUUAACAGAAGAUGUCUUAAAUUUACUCCAGGACUACUUGAUUUUGAAAAGAUUGCACUUAAUUCAGGAAUGAAAAAAUCAACUCAUAGUAUUAUGGAUUUCUCUUUGAUGAAGCCUUAAUUUAAGGGAAACAUCAGUAGAAAACUACAGUGAAGAAUUGUAAAGCAUUUUGGCAUAUAAUAUAUACUUGUCUAGUGCUUCAUAUGUGGAUAUGAUCACAAGCAAUUUUGAACUGGACUGACAUUUUAUAAUGCUUACAAAACAUUUAUGUAUUAACCUCUGGAUGAAAAGAAAAGAAAAUAUGUAUCCGUCACCAGAAGAGAUAAAAGAUCAAGAAAUUGAAAGUAACAAAUGCAACUAUCCAAAAAAUUUAAUCCUAUUUUAUGAAUUUCCUUUUGUGCACUAUUUGAGGCCAAGUUUUUCCAUACAAAUAGUGUUUGGCACCCUGCACCUCUCAUAAUUAGUCUUUGAGUUUAACACCAGUGGGAAGAGGAGAGAUGGUAGCAGUGGAUAAAGAGUAGACAUUUUAAAUUGUACCAUUACAGUUUACUGUCCUGUUACCUCUGCUAAUUUAACUACAGUUUGUUAGUAUCACUGUCUCCCAAAAAUCAGGAUCGUUGUUGAUAGCAUCAGUAUUGUAACCCAUGAGCAGUAGGUCAGAUGACACAUGUUAACUCGGAUUAAAUGUGAACAGAUAAAUGCAGCUAAUUUAAUUCUUCAGUAUGCCUUCUAAUGUGGCUAUUUUAUUUAUUUGGAACUCUAAACCUGACUGUCCUAGUAUAGAAGACUAAAACGUUUUGUAAAGGGAGUGUCCUUAGAAGUAGAUGGAAACUAGAAAUUAAAAAAAUCAUUACUA
Molecule: messenger RNA, 4037 nt
Organism: Hyaena hyaena (striped hyena)
Lineage: Eukaryota; Metazoa; Chordata; Mammalia; Carnivora; Hyaenidae
Gene: UBA6
Product: ubiquitin like modifier activating enzyme 6
Exons: 33
Coding region: 28-3186 (1052 amino acids)
Biological process (GO): protein sumoylation
Cellular component (GO): cytoplasm; SUMO activating enzyme complex
Molecular function (GO): SUMO activating enzyme activity
Source: RefSeq, a predicted model, not a curated record